Molecule: messenger RNA, 1363 nt
Organism: Orussus abietinus
Lineage: Eukaryota; Metazoa; Arthropoda; Insecta; Hymenoptera; Orussidae
Product: myosin-9-like
Exons: 6
Coding region: 1-942 (313 amino acids)
Source: RefSeq, a predicted model, not a curated record
AUGAAUGCGAUAGAUUCCGCCAAGAUUUUGGAAUCGUCCCCUGCGGAAGUAACCCUGCUUAAAUUAAAGUACUUCGAAGAUAGGAACACGGUCGUGCAAGCUCGCAAUGCGAAUCUAAUUACGGAAAAUAAUGCACUCAACGAGCAGCUUCAAGGAGAAAUGGCGAAGAGGAAGGAACUCGAGGAGAAACUGGCGAUCCUCCAAAAAGGUUUCUCCGAAGCCCAGAAAAAGCUCGAGGGAGAGAGGAACCGAAACACGAAAGAAGAGCCAAAAAUCUGGAAAGAUACGGAAACAACCACGGAAGGUCUCAACCAUACUCGAGAUCGCGGAAUUCAAGAAUGGGCGGUCUGCAACGCUUGCCAAAAGAUAUUGGAAGGACUUGGCAAACAGGAGCCGACUGUCACUAUCACGAAGUCCGAACUAGAAAAUCUGGAAAAAGACAUGCAGACUCUAAGAGACGCUAUGGUGUCGAGAGAAGAAGCUUGGGAGAAAGCCAUGGAAAGGGAACAGAAUUAUCGUCACCAUCUGGCUCGUCUCUCGGCAGAAGCAAUUACCAGUCGACAUCUUCUGGAAUCUCGUAUAAACGAGCUCAAAAGUGUGACAUUGGAUCUCAAAUCGAAAGAAGCGGACCUAAGGACCAUUCAAAAGGAGAUGACUAUACUAAAGAAAAUAAUCAUUAAGCUGGACAAUCGGCACAGGGAUAUUGAAGAGAAUUUCGACGUAAGCCACGUGAGCAACAAUUUAAGUGAAAAGGAUCAAAAAGUAAUUGAAGAUAUCGUACACAAUCACUUAGCGCAGAAGAAGCCAAAAUUAAAGACCAGAGCCCAUAAUGGAGAAUGUCCUUCGAUUGUGGAGACCUUUAACACACAAAACAGUCCUCGUGUAACAAAACUUCUAGUUUCUGAAAGAGAGACCUUAAGCGUGGCAAAAGGUCUCCAUUAAAAAAAAAAAACAAUUGUAUAUCUUGCGCAACUAAAAAGGACGCCCAAGUUAGAGGAAUGCAUCCUUACGUGUCUAAAGAGUGAUUUAAAAUAAUUUCAAGAUUACUGCGUCCAAUGAAAAAAACAGAAAAAUCUUCUCAUAUGCGAAGAUCCGUUUUGCGUUUUAUGUCAAAGAAGUACUUCGUGAAGAACGUUGAAAAUUAUUUGUAGGUAUCCGCGAAUACAUGUAAAGAAUUAUAUGGUAACAUGGAAGUUAUAAAUGUACGAAUCAAGCCGUCUGUCAUUUCCUAUCUGCACAACAUAAUGAGAACUUUACUUUUUGCGUAUACAAUUAAAUCAGGACUCCACAAAAAUCUACUUUCGCCCUGCAAAAAGAGCGGUACUUAUUAUAUCAAAUAAAUGCUUAAUUUUUGGUCUCAAAA